CAAGUAGUUGAACAGUCAAUGGGCUUGAUCAUCUUUUCUAUAUUUUUAUAAAAUUCGACAUUUUAAAGCCCAAACUUUUGCUCAAAUAGCGCGAGUCAGUAGUGACACAACUCUCGUUCGUUCUCGCGCAUGAGCUUCAAUGGCGUCUCUGUCCAACACAAGCGUCUCCUCGACCUUGCCCGUGCGUGCUCGAGGAGCGGUUCCCUCGACGCGACGAGGAUCCUCCAUGCGCUCGCCAUCACGGCGGGACCCUAUUCGAGACAACCCACCUUCCUCUACAACAAUGUCGUCUCACUGUACGCGGGUCUCGGCGAACUGUCCGCCGCCCGCGAGGUGUUCGAGAGUAUGCCCCAGAGGAACGCGGUGUCGUUCAAUGCCGUCAUUGCCGCGUGCGGUCGAUGGGGGGAUGCCGAGGAGGCUCUGGCUGUUUUCGCCGAGAUGAGAGGUCGCGGGUUCGGCCUGACCCAGCACUCGUUGGCUGGGGUGUUGUCCUGCGAGGCGUUGGGCUUGAGCUGCGGGGCUCAGCUGCAUGGGAUCGGGAUGAAGAAUGGGCUUCUUGAUGCCGACCCUUUUGUGGGGACUGCUUUGUUGAACUUGUACGGGAGGCAUGGCUGUUUGGAUGAUGUCAUUGGGGUCUUUGAAGAUAUGCCUUCGAAGAGCUUGGUGACUUGGAACUCCAUGCUGACUUUGUUUGGGCAUCAUGGAUAUUCCAGAGAUUGUGCUUGUUUAUUCCGAGAUCUUAUGAGAGAAGACUUUGCCUUGUCUGAAUGCACCUUCAUGGGCAUCUUGUCGGGGUGUUCAUGUGAACAAGACUUGGUAUUGGGAGAACAGAUACAUGGUCUUGUGAUGAAAAAAGGACUCUCUUCAGUGUCCUCUGUUCUGAAUUCGUUAAUCAAUAUGUAUGUUAAAUGCAAAUUUGUAUGUUUGGCGGAGAAAGUGUUCAAGGAGCUGCAUGUUCCAGAUGUUGUUUCAUGGAAUAUAAUGAUUGGGGCCUUGGCAAAGACUGGAAAACCUGAAGUAGCUUUAGAACUCUUUAGUAGAAUGUCCAUGGACGGGCUAUUGCCUAACCAAGCCACCUUUGUAAGUACAGUUAAUGCUUGUACUGGAUUUGAAGUCCAAGUUUAUGGAGAGUUUAUGCAUGCUAAGAUCAUUAGAAAUGCUUUUCAGUCUGAUGUUCUUAUAGGUAGUGCUUUGGUUGACUUUUACGUUAAGUUCGAAAAUCUUGAAGCUGCGCAUCAUUGUUUCAAUGAAAUUCGUGAGAAGAAUGUGGUGUCUUGGAGUGCUUUGAUAUCCGGGUAUGCAACUAAAAGCUCAUCUACUUCACUAUAUUUACUGCAAGAGAUGGUUAGAUUGGGGUUCCAACCAAACGAGUUCUCAUUUUCUGCUGUUCUCAAAGGAUCAUAUGCUUCAGAGCUACAGCAACUUCAUUGCUUGAUUACAAAAAUGGGCUAUGAAUGUAAUGACUAUGUCCAGAGCUCUCUAAUUACCUCAUAUGCCAAGAAUGGACUCAUAUCCGGCGCCUUGGCCUUUGUAACUGCUCCUGGUGAACGGCUUGCUGUUGUUUCUAGCAAUGCCAUUGCUGGAAUAUAUAACAAAACUGGCCAGUUCCAUGACACGCUGAAGUUGCUCUCUGCACUUGAAGAGCCCGAUGUUGUGUCCUGGAAUAUAGUAAUUGAAGCCUGCGCUCGCAGUGGUAAUUACAGAGAAGUUUUUGAGCUUUUCAGUUACAUGCACAUGUGUGGAGUUCGACCAGACAAGUACACCUUUGUUAGCCUUUUAGUUGCAUGCUGUAAGCUUUACAACCUUGCUACUGGGAGUUCUGUCCAUGGUCUGAUGAUAAAGACGGAUUUUAGUUGCUGUGACGCGAUUGUGUGCAAUGUUCUUAUGGACAUGUAUGGGAAGUGUGGAUGCAUCGGGAGCACAGUCAAAACUUUUGACGAAAUGUCGGAUAGAAAUAUCAUCUCUUGGACCGUGCUGAUAUCUGCUCUUGGAGCGAAUGGUUAUGCCAAUAAUGCGUUAGAAAGGUUUAGGGAGAUGGAAUCAGAGGGUAUUCAACCUGAUGGUAUUGCUUUUACAGCAGUGCUUACUGCAUGCAGGCAUGGCGGGUUAGUAAGAGAAGGGUUGGAAUUGUUCCAGUUAAUGAAAACUUAUUACAAGGUGGAACCUGAGAUGGAUCAUUACCACGGUGUGGUUGAUUUAUUGGCCAAAAAUGGGUGUCUUAAAGAAGCAGAGGAAAUGAUUAUGAGCAUGCCUUUCCCACCAAACGCACUAGUCUGGCGCAGUUUCCUUGAGGGCUGCAAGAGGCUGCAUAAAAAUCGAGUGCUGGAGCUAGCAGAGUGAGGAUCGAAUUCUCAUGUAUUCCAAAGAAUGCAUACUGAGGUUGUUGAGUCCAAAGCAUGCAACCUCAAUAACUUAAAGUCAUAUCAUCCACCUGCCACCAGAAUAUCAUUGGUAGAAGAGUAUUGCCGCUGAGGUUAGCAACGAGGCCAAUGAAGUGGUGUUAAUUCUCGGAAGAUGUGGAAAUAUGCAGAUGAAUAUAACUGCACAACUAGUGAGAGUUAUCUUUUAUUUGGAUACCCGGUUAAGUUGUUCUUCAUUGCAUUCGACUGACUAGACUAACUGAAGGUGCUCAGCCAUUUUCGGUUGUCUUGGUCCAAAGUGACCGCCCUGAAGGACAUGCAACUUGGGCAUCUAGAUAUUAUAUCAAGCCACCUUCACUCCAUCUACCAGUUCGUGGCCGAGCCAGAGUCUGUAUUCAUCCUUUCUCUGUCCUGACCGAAAUAUGAGCAAUUCAACAGGGUGCUAGUAAUCUGGACAUCAAGGGAACUCGUCUUAUCUCCACCCUUUGGUAAGGCAAUGCCCCCGUGAAUUCGGCGGUGUUGUUAGAAAAACAUAUUUGUACCUGGAGAAAUAAUCGGAUUCUGAAUAGGUGGUAGGAAGACUUUUGGACGGUGACUAUGACUGAGGGUAAAUGGUUUGUGCAAAGGCACCGAAAGAGAGAUGGUGAAUUGCAUGACAAUGUGUUACUAUGUCCGACUUUCUCAAUUCCUACAGCUUCCAAAGUAAUUGAAGUACAUUGACUCAUGUGCAAUUGUGCCAAGUGUUAUUCUGAGCAGCUUUGAAUCA
This is a messenger RNA of Syzygium oleosum, 3126 nucleotides long. Its product is annotated as pentatricopeptide repeat-containing protein At3g58590. The record is from RefSeq and is a predicted model, not a curated record. Bases 130 to 2340 code for a protein of 736 amino acids. Gene Ontology annotation, biological process: RNA modification. The transcript has a single exon. Gene Ontology annotation, molecular function: RNA binding; protein binding. NCBI's taxonomy places the organism in Eukaryota, Viridiplantae, Streptophyta, Magnoliopsida, Myrtales, Myrtaceae.